CAGAGAGACGAGGACAGAGACGAGAACAGAGAGACGAGGACAGAGACGCAGGAUUUGAACUUUCACGUAAGAUGAAAUGAACGGAGAAGACAGAUCGAGGUCAAGAGGUUUAGUGAAACUGAUCCUCGUGACAUCAAACUGUUUAUGAUCAGAUCAAAGGAAGAAGAACAUCAACAACAACUGAGACAGAAAAUGAGUCUCACAGAGGACAAUUCACAGGGCACUGAGAGACAUGUUCAACAGGAUGGCGAUGAACACACAAAGAUGACGGAUGUCAAUAAGAUGGACGAGAAUAUGACGGACCAGAAAAACACGGACCAGAAUAACACAGACCAGAAUAACACAGACCAGAAAAACACAGACCAGAAAAACACGGACCAGAAAAAUACGGACCAGAAAAGGACGUCCACCGCACUGACUCUUCUCAGAGAAGACCUGAGUCAGUUCAAAGCGGAAGUCCUCAAAGUGUUGAAGGACAAAGACACAAAGGUGGACAAAGACAGCCCCGAUGCACUCAGUCUUCUGAGGGACGAUCUGAGUCAGUUUAAAGAAGACAUGAGCAGCAUCUUUAACAUCAGAGACGUGAAGUCCACUGAUCCUACAACCAGUCAGGCAGCAGAAAGGACACUCAGACAUCUGAGCCUCAUCAAAGAGGACAUCUCUAAUGUCUUCAGGCUCAGUCCCCUCAAGGACAAAGGUGACCAGGGCCGUUCCAUGAAGGAAGACUCCUCCAAAAUAAAAGUCCCAGCAGCUGAGAGAAUGGACGAAGCUUUUCUGAAGCUGUUCAGAAGAGAACAAAGACAACUGAGGACGGCAGAGGACAGUCAGGGAGGGACGGUGACGCCUUCAGAGAUGAACCAGGAGAAAACAGACGAAGGUUUGAGUCAAAAGCUGUCGGAGAAGAAUGCGAACAGCACCAUGACAGACAGGACAAAUGGACAGGAGGACAAAGAUGACGGGGAGGAGUCUGAGAAGAAGGAGGAGUCUGGGGAGACCGCAUCACCAAGUGACAGUGGGGAGACAAUGUGUCCAUCACAGGCAGUCGAUCACAGACCCGACAGUAAUGAAGACUCUGUGGCAUCAGAAGAAAACGAGGAAGUGAAGAUGGAAGACGAAGAAGAAGAAGAAGAAGAAGAAUCUUCAGAGUCUCUUGAGUUCGAGAAUUUGCUCUCUGAGCUGAGAAUCAUGAGCAUGAGGAAGCAGCCGGGAGGGGGAGGAGGAGGAGGAGGAGGAGGAGGAGGAGGAGACCUGUGGUCUGUGAAAAACUUUGCCUGUUAUUUGACCUUUGACCCCAACACUGCCAACGCAGAGCUUCACCUCAGUGACCUCAACAGGAAGGCGACUCGUUUGUGGGCAAGCAAGCGCUGCCUGGACCACCUGGACCGCUUUAAGAGCUGCCCUCAGGUCCUGUGCAGGGAGGGGCUGCUGGACCAGGUCUACUGGGAGGUGGAGUGGAGCGGCGGUGCCGACAUCGGCGUCACAUACAACAGUAUCUCCAGAGAUGGGGACACGGUGGACUGUCUGCUGGGACACAACAAGUUGUCCUGGAGUCUGGAGUGUUCAGAGGGAAGCUACACACCGAGCCACAACAACAAGAGGUUCAGGUCCACCACACCAGAACCCUUUAGCCACAGAGUCGGGGUCUUCUUAGACUGGUCUGCUGGAUCUCUGUCCUUCUACUGUGUCUCCCGGGACGCCAUGGUCCUCCUCCACUCCUUCACCUCCACCUUCACUGAGCCUCUGUACCCGGGUUUCUGGGUGUGGACCUACGACGGCUCAGUGUCGCUGUGUCAGGUGGAGUUAGACUGGGAAAGACUGCUGAAGUGACGACACCCAAGGACAGAUUACUGAACCCGAGGGCUGAGGGGGUCCAAGGGUUCAAGGGUUCA
Molecule: messenger RNA, 1889 nt
Organism: Solea senegalensis (Senegalese sole)
Lineage: Eukaryota; Metazoa; Chordata; Actinopteri; Pleuronectiformes; Soleidae
Product: E3 ubiquitin/ISG15 ligase TRIM25-like
Exons: 5
Coding region: 145-1827 (560 amino acids)
Molecular function (GO): protein binding
Source: RefSeq, a predicted model, not a curated record